Molecule: messenger RNA, 5802 nt
Organism: Carya illinoinensis
Lineage: Eukaryota; Viridiplantae; Streptophyta; Magnoliopsida; Fagales; Juglandaceae
Product: protein HASTY 1
Exons: 23
Coding region: 143-3772 (1209 amino acids)
Biological process (GO): protein export from nucleus; RNA export from nucleus
Cellular component (GO): cytoplasm; nucleus; RNA nuclear export complex
Molecular function (GO): RNA binding; nuclear export signal receptor activity
Source: RefSeq, a predicted model, not a curated record
GUUAAAACCCCGUCAAGAAACAAGAAAGUCUUUCUGUUUCUGUCUCCCCUACAGUGCAUCUAUAAUCUAUGCCCCGUUCUCCCUUGAAGUCCAAGAUAAACCUUGGAGAGAACCCAGACCGGAUACGUAGAAUACAGUAGCCAUGGAGGACAGUGCCACCAACACAGCCAAUAAUGUGGCCCGAGCCAUAGCCGCAGCCCUCGACUGGGCUUCCACUCCCGAUGCUCGCAAAGCCGCCGUUUCUUUCUUAGAAUCCAUCAAAGCUGGAGACGUACGGAUCCUAGCUAGCACAUCCUUCCUUCUAGUCAGAAAGGACUGGUCUUCAGAAAUUCGGUUGCAUGCAUAUAAGAUGUUGCAGCAUCUGGUUCGGCUGCGGUGGGAAGAAUUAAGCCCUACAGAACGUAGCAGCUUUGCAAAUGUCGCUGUUGAUUUAAUGUCUGAGAUUGCAAAUCCUUGUGAGGAAUGGGCUUUGAAAAGUCAAACAGCUGCCCUUGUUGCUGAGAUAGUUAGAAGAGAAGGCUUAGUUCUAUGGCAAGAACUGUUCCCGUCUCUAACUACCCUGUCCAGCAAGGGUCCUGCACAAGCUGAGUUGGUCUCAAUGAUGCUGAGAUGGCUUCCUGAAGAUAUUAUGGUUCACAAUGAAGAUUUGGAAGGUGAUCGGCGUAGGCUAUUGUUGCGGGGGCUUACCCAAUCUUUGCCUGAAAUUUUGCCUUUAUUAUACACCUUACUAGAACGACACUUUGUGGCUGCAUUGAGUGCAGCACGUAAUCAAGAACUGGAUGUUGCAAAACAACAUGCAGCCACUGUAACAACUACUUUAAAUGCUGUUAAUGCAUAUGCAGAAUGGGCUCCGUUGCCUGAUCUUGCUAAAUAUGGCAUAAUUCAGGGGUGUGGUUUCUUACUUUCUUGUCCCGACUUUCGUCUUCAUGCUUGUGAGUUUUUCAAACUUGUCUCUCCAAGGAAGAGACCUAUCGAUGUCUCUGCUUCUGAAUAUGUUUCUGCAAUGAGUAAUACCUUUCAGAUCUUGAUGAAUGCCUGUAGAGAAUUUUUGUGCCGAUCAAGCUCUAGUUCUGUAGUUAUUGAUGAAAAUGAAUUUGAGUUUGCUGAAUGUAUAUGUGAGAGUAUGGUGUCUUUGGGUUCUUCCAACUUGCAGUGUAUUGCUGGUGAUAGCACCCUUCUUCCUCUUUAUUUACAACAGAUGCUGGGAUUUUUUCAACACUCUAAGCUAGCUCUUCAUUAUCAAUCCCUGCUCUUUUGGCUGGCACUGAUGAGAGACUUGAUGACAAAGCCAAAGGUGGUUGCACAUUCAGCCGGAGACAGUUCAGCUGUUAAUAGUCUAAGCACCAUUCCUGGACAGGCUGAUAGCGAGAAGAGAAAGAUCUUGAGUUUUGUGAGUGAUGAUAUUUGUAGUGCAAUUCUGGAUAUAUCUUUCCAGCGCAUGCUCAAGAGAGAGAAGGUUCUUCCUGGAACCACUUAUACCCUGGGGGCAUUGGAGUUGUGGAGUGAUGAUUUUGAGGGCAGGGGUGACUUUGGCCAGUAUCGUUCAAGGAUGUCAGAGUUGAUCCGGUUUAUUGCUUCUUACAAGCCUCUAAUAGCUGGUGCUAAUGUUUCUGAAAGAAUUAUUACAAUCAUCAAACACCUGUUACUUUCUCAAAUGCCUUCUCAGGACUUGGCUGUGAUGGAAAGUAUGCAAUUGGCUCUAGAUAAUGUUGUGAAUGCAGUCUUUGAUGGAACAAAUGAAUUUGGCGGGGGUAGUUCUGAAGUUCAACUUGCACUGUGUAGAAUAUUUGAAGGUUUACUCCAGCAACUUCUUGCUUUGAAGUGGACUGAGCCAGCACUUGUGCAAGUACUUGGACACUAUUUAGAUGCACUGGGUCCCUUCUUGAAGUACUUCCCAGAUGCAGUUGGUAGUGUCAUCAAUAAGCUAUUCGAGCUCCUAAACUCACUACCUCUUGUUGUUAAGGAUCCUUCCACAAGUAGUGCACGACACGCAAGGCUGCAGAUUUGUACAUCAUUUAUUCGAAUAGCCAAAGCUGCUGACAAAAGCAUUCUGCCUCACAUGAAGGGUAUAGCUGACACCAUGGCAUAUAUGCAAAGAGAAGGUUGUUUGCUUCGUGGUGAGCAUAAUCUUCUUGGGGAAGCAUUUCUCGUAAUGGCCUCUGCUGCGGGGAUUCAACAGCAGCAAGAAGUUCUGGCAUGGUUAUUAGAACCCUUGAGCCAACAAUGGACACAGGUUGAGUGGCAAAAUAGCUAUUUGUCUGAACCACUAGGUCUGGUUCGCUUGUUCUCUGAGACACCAACCAUGUGGUCUAUUUUCCACACUAUUACAUUCUUUGAGAAGGCACUUAAGAGGAGUGGAUUUAGGAGAGCCCAGGCAAAUUUACAAAACAACUCGACAUCUAGCUCUACGUUAUUGCACCCAAUUGGUUCUCAUCUGUCUUGGAUGCUGCCUCCUCUUUUAAAACUGCUUCGUGCUAUACAUUCUCUUUGGUCUCCAUCUAUAUAUCAAGUUCUGCCUGGAGAAGUAAAAGCUGCAAUGACCAUGACUGAUUCUGAGCUAUUCAGCCUCUUAGGGGAAGGGGUUCCUAAAUUAUCAAAGGGUGUAUUAACUUUCACAGAUGGAUCUUAUGCUGACAUGGGUAAGGAAGGAACUGCAGAGCCAAACGAGUCUGAUAUACGAAACUGGCUGAAAGGUAUCAGAGAUAGUGGGUAUAAUGUAUUGGGCCUGUCAACGACCAUCGGAGAUUCAUUUUUCCAAGCUUUGGAUAUACAUUCAGUUGCUUUAGCCCUAGUGGAGAAUAUACAGUCAAUGGAGUUCAGGCAUAUAAGGCAGCUUGUUCAUUCAUUUUUUAUUCCUUUGGUUAAAUAUUGCCCUUCUGAUAUGUGGGAGAUCUGGCUAGAAAAACUUCUGCACCCUUUAUUUCAUUAUUCUCAGCAAGCUCUCAGCUGCUCAUGGUCCAGUCUUCUGCAUGAAGGCAGGGUAAAGGUUCCAAACAUCCACAAAAUAUUUGCUGGGUCAGACUUACAAGUGGAAGUAAUGGAAGAAAAGCUACUCCGAGAUCUAACUCGUGAAAUAUGUUCAAUCCUCUCUGCUAUUGCUGGGCCACCGUUAAAUACUGCCCUUACUUCUUUAGAACAGUCUGGGCAUAUUAGUCGUGUGGAUACGUCUUCUCUCAAAGAUUUGGAUGCAUUUGCAUCGAACUCUUUGGUUGGUUUCCUGUUGAUGCACAAAGGUCUAGCCAUUCCGGCCUUGCAGAUAUGUUUAGAAGCCUUCACUUGGACAGAUGGUGAAGCCGUGACAAAAGUUUCUUCCUUCUGUGCUGCUGUGGUUGUCCUAACCAUAUCAACGAAUAAUGCAGAACUUCUACAAUUUGUUUCUAAAGAUUUGUUUUCUGCAAUUAUCCAAGGAUUGGCACUCGAGUCAAAUGCUAUUAUCAGUGCAGAUCUGGUUGCUCUCUGUCGUGAAAUAUUUGUUUAUCUCUGUGAUAGGGAUCCAGCUCCCAGGCAGAUUUUGCUCUCACUGCCGUGUAUCAAACCACAUGAUUUGGUUGCUUUUGAAGAAGCUUUGACAAAGACAUCAAGUCCUAAGGAACAGAAGCAGCAUAUGAGGAGCUUGCUUUUGUUAGCUUCUGGAAACAAGUUAAAAGCCCUUGCUGCUCAGAAAAGUGUAAAUGUUAUUACAAAUGUUUCGACGAGGCCUCGCAAUUUGGUGAAUACUGCAGAAACCAGAUCUGAUGAUGGGGAUGUUGUGGGGUUGGCAGCCAUUUUGUGAUGGAUUUUUAAGAUCAUGGUGGAUUUCUUGUACAGAAUUGAAGUUUCAACGGAACGAGGGGAUAUCUUGUCUUGACAUAUACCGUGGUAUGAGGCAUCUUUUUCACGCCAAAGGUCCACAGAGGUUCACCCCCGGACACAGCCAGUCUGCCCCAAAUGGAAGGUUUUGACCUGUUGUGCAUAAAUGUUUUAGGGCAUUUCAUUAUUCCUCUGGUUUAUUUUACCAUAUAAAUUCGACCCUUUUUUCAUCUAAUUCUCUUUAUUAUUUAGAUUUCAUCUUUUUUGCAAUCAAAUCCUUUUACCAAAUUGCCUCAUCUAAAACCUGUGAAAUAAGCUGUUCAUUAUGGUGGUAACUUCACUUGUUCAGUGUGGGAUUACUGUCAUUGUUCCGAGGCAGAUAUAGGGUUGUCAAAUGCUUGCAGCAUCUCGAUCUGCUUUAGAUGCCAUGUUUACUGUCCCUUUCAAUUGUUAUCUUACCCUCUAAAAUUUUGAAAAGAAAAUGCUAUGGGUCCCAACACAUUGUCCCGACUGUUUUUCUUUUUUAACUUACUGAUUUAGAAAGUGUUUUUAAAACAAAAGUAGAACGCAGUCCUCGGCGUCGUAGGCCUAGCAUGACACAUUGUUUGAAAAGGGUAGAAAAAGCCAACAUAAUACAAGGCAGAAAAAAACAAGACAAAGAAGUCGAGGCAGAGAGUUUUCAGUACAAGCAUGAGUCGUGCAUUAGCAAACAAAGGCAAAUAUGUUAAAUAAUGGAUUAUGAAGAAGCUAUGGAUGUUAGAGCUGGAUUUAGCAGUUGUUUUGUGGAAUUACCACCGGCCUGGAAGAUGGCCAAUGGGAUUAGCAAGGUUGGCAUUUUACAUUUACAAAGCUUAGCCAUAACGCCAAAGGUUGACAUUUUACGUUUGUUGAUAUGACACGUUUCAAGUAAGUAGUCAUUUAAUUUAAAUGGUUAACUUAUAAAAUUAAUUAAAAUAUGUCAUAUCAACACGCAUAAUUGGGAAUGACAAUAUAUAAAACGAAGUCGUCGAUAUUUUAGAAUCUAGGUAGGUAGGUCUAAGUAGACAUGCUCAUCAUUCAUAAGAGUAAAUGGCAAAACUACUUUCGGCCAUAAAAUAAAAAAAGAAAAACGAUACUUGCUAGCAUUUACAACGGCUAAAGCAUUGCCAACAGAAUCUACCAAGGAAAAAAGCAUUUGUGCAAAAAGGGAAAGGAAAGGUUCAAGAUUACUGACAAAUUUCCCCAUUUAUGAAAGUUGACAAAGCAUUUGUGCAACAGGAUCUAGGUUUGAAUGGCUGCUUGAAGAACGGUAGGUGAAGACUGUUAGAUAUUUAGUAAAAAACGAUGGGAUUUAGUUGCAAAUGUGAAUAGGUAGAUAGAUGGAUGCUUCUAUGCUAAGCAAUUCCCUUUAUAAAACACCAGGAACCCCCUAAACCAAAGCCUUCUAUAAAAGUUGCCACAGAGUGACAGAAACUUUGGUCAUUGCUCAAGUGCUGCAAGGGAGAGAAGGACAGAGCAACCUUCGUUUUGGUUACUGCAGAUUGUUGUGGUUAACGUAGAGAGGUCUAGCAAUGGGUCCAGGAGGGCCAGGAGGACCAGGAGGGCCUGGAGGGCCAGGUUGGGGGGGUCCCCCGGGUCCUGGUGGGCCAGGACCCUUUGGUGGCUUUUUUAACGUCAUUGGUUCCUGCCUGAGUUUCAUAUGUUGUUGCUGGUUGCUACAAGAUUGCUUUGGUGGGCCACCAGGGCCUGGAGGCCCACCUGGCCCACCGGGACCUCCGGGACCAUAAUCAUCUCAUCUUCAUCAUACCAUUCAUACAGUCACUGCGUGCAGCUGCUGUUUUAAGUUGUUCCUUAUAGUUCAUCAUGUCCAUCUGUUAUGUGAAAAUAAUGACUGAUUUGGAGCCAAAGAUACUGUAUUGUAACCGUUGAAGGACAUCCCUGUUUUUUUUAGUUUUUUCAGUUCGUGUCUUUCUUUCUCAAUUGCUGUUCUACAUUUGUACUGAUUAUCCAAUCAAACUGUUAUUCAAUCGUUUA